Anas platyrhynchos (mallard) is the source of this 9926-nucleotide messenger RNA. It is a transcript of the gene DCAF12, whose product is annotated as DDB1 and CUL4 associated factor 12. NCBI's taxonomy places the organism in Eukaryota, Metazoa, Chordata, Aves, Anseriformes, Anatidae. Gene Ontology annotation, cellular component: Cul4-RING E3 ubiquitin ligase complex. Gene Ontology annotation, molecular function: protein binding. The record is from RefSeq and is a predicted model, not a curated record.
GGGGGCCGUGAAGCGUCGCCGCGAUUUGUCGCAAAGAGGUCGGGGGCAAUGUCGUGAGGCGCGGCCCGGCCCGGCUCGGCUCGGCUCCCUCACGUCUAUGCCCCCAGCCCUGGCGGCCGCCUGCUCCAUGUGGGGCCCGGGCCGGGCUCUCGGCUUCUCUCGUUCCCUUUCCUUCUACUAUGGCCCGGAAAACAGUUAGCAGGAAGCGGAAAGCGGCGGCGGCGACCGCCGCGGGGCCUGGGGGGCUCCAUGGGGAGCAGUAUGGGUGGGAUCACUCGGUUCACAAAAGGAAAAGGCUCCCCCCGGUGAAGCGGUCCCUGGUGUACUACCUGAAAGGUAGAGAGGUGCGGAUGCAGAAUGAGUCCAGCUACCACCGCUUGUUGCAUGGAUACGCAGCCCAGCAGCUUCCCAGCCUCCUCAAGGAGAGAGAGUUUCACCUUGGAACCCUUAAUAAAGUGUUUGCUUCCCAGUGGCUGAACCACCGACAAGUGGUGUGCGGGACAAAAUGCAACACAUUAUUUGUGGUAGACGUCCAGACUGGUCAAAUUACCAAGAUUCCUAUUCUGAAAGACCGUGAACCUGGAAUGGUGAACCAGCAGGGCUGUGGUAUUCACGCCAUUGAGCUCAACCCCUCAAGGACCCUUCUGGCCACAGGUGGAGACAACCCCAACAGUCUUGCAAUUUAUCGUCUGCCUACACUUGAUCCUGUCUGUGUGGGAGAUGAUGGACAUAAGGACUGGAUAUUUUCAAUUGCGUGGAUCAGUGAUACUAUGGCUGUUUCUGGUUCUCGGGAUGGUUCGAUGGGUCUCUGGGAAGUCACAGAGGAUGUGCUGUCUAAAAGCGAUGCCAGGCACAACCUGUCUCAAGUUCCUGUCUAUGCCCACAUAACACACAGGGCUCUGAAGGAUAUCCCCAAGGAGAACACCAAUCCUGACAACUGCAAAGUCCGAGCACUGGCUUUCAACAAUAAAAACAAGGAGCUGGGAGCUGUGUCCCUAGAUGGGUAUUUUCAUCUUUGGAAAGCAGAGCACACGCUAUCAAAGUUACUUUCCACGAAGUUGCCAUACUGCAGGGAGAACGUGUGUUUGGCUUACGGUCAGGAGUGGUCAGUGUAUGCUGUAGGAUCGCAGGCACACGUCUCCUUCCUGGAUCCGAGGCAGCCAUCUCACAACGUUAAAUCUGUCUGUUCCAAAGAACGAGGCAGUGGUAUUCGAUCAGUGAGCUUCUACGAACACAUCAUCACCGUGGGAACAGGGCACGGCUCCUUACUGUUCUAUGACAUCAGAGCCCAGAGGUUCCUGGAUGAGAAGCCCCCACGUGCCUGCUAUGGACAGAAGCAGAAAUUAGGAGGAAGUGAAAUUUUGAAGUUGACUACGGGAAAAGGUUGGCUGAAUCAUGAUGAAACCUGGAGGAAUUAUUUUUCUGAAAUUAAUUUCUUCCCAAAUGCUGUUUACACCCACUGCUACGACUCAUCUGGAACAAAACUCUUCGUGGCAGGAGGCCCCCUUCCAUCAGGACUUCAUGGGAAUUACGCUGGUCUCUGGAGCUAAUGAUAGCUCUUUACAAAUGCUGAUCUUUAUUUCCACCUUUCAUUUUCUUUCAUUUUUUAACAAUGAAGUUGUGUGAUGCCAUUGAGUUAUGAUUUAAAUGCAAGUUAUUUUUAGCAGAGUUUUCUGUUGGUCUCCAACAGUUUUAUACAUCCUUUUGAACCAGUUUUUGCUUUAACCUUCUCAAUCCUUUAUAUGAAGGGUUUUUGAAAUCCCUUUUUAUUAUAUUUGCUCCAAAUGACUUUUCCCUUGCAUUUAUGCUAUCUUGGCCAUGUGCCCUCUCCCCUACUUUGCUGUGAGGUAGGAUUCCUUUCUACUAGAGUGGUUGCUCCUGGGCUUUCCGUGAAAGUCUAGGGGCUGCGUGUGUGCAGGUACUUUGUGUCAGUUACAUUACCUGGAGCGAGGACUACUUGUAAUUAAAAAAUAUUAAAAAUAUUUAUAAGAGAUAAGCUACUACUUUAUCUGCAGAGCCUGGCCCUGGCCUGGGUUGAUCUUAUUUUUUAAAAGUACAAGUCUAAUGACACUGUUUAUAUGUAGAGGAAUACAGUAAUUUUAAGCUGUGCUCAUCAGAGCCCAGGGACAAAUUCCCCAGGGUAUUGCCCAUCAAGUCCAAACUGCAGAAGCACAGGAGUUCCCAGAAGUGCAUUUGCAUUUGAAUGGUAGUUUGCAGCAGUGCCAGGAGAAAAAAAAAAAAAAAGUCUUUUGUUCCUUUUCUGCCUGUCCCAGGUAUCAGCUUGUGCAGCUGGAGGUUGAGUAGGCUGUCCUGCAGCAUGGCAGGGUGACAUUACACUGAGGACCUGCAGAGGUGAUGAAAGGAAAGGGGGGGGGGGAGGGGGCUAGGGACGUGAUUUUUUUUUCUUUCUUGUCAUUAAAAAAACCAACUGUAUCUAACCAUUUUGCAGGUGAGACAAGGUUCCCAGGUGGCUCCCAGGCUUUCCUGUUGUAGCUCACGGGUUCUUUGUAGACUGCCUAAAACCCAAGAUCUCUUGUUUCAGAUUGUGGGAACUCCCCCCCCCCCCCCCUUUUUUUUUUUAAGCUGUUCAGGUUGUUAGCCAUCUCCUUUGAUAAACCAAUGGACUAUUGGCUUAUCAAUUGGCAAAUAAACUAUUUUUUUCUCUAAGGUUAAAGAGUUUGUCUCAGACUUGUCUAAUGCAGGCUAAGAGAUUACCAUGUAGCAAGAGAACUUGCUGUUAGCUCAUUGUUGCAUUACCAUCCCCGCUCAUCUAGCUUGCUGUAGGAGAAACUCAGUCUUUCCCUGGAGCCCCCUGCUGCCUUUUCCAUUUGAACCACCUUGAACUUCCUGUGGGACUGUGACUGGGGAGGAUAGGUCUGAUGCCUUUUGGGUCCAUCUGUGAAGCGUGUGCAUUCCAGUGUACAGUCUUCUCUACCACUUGGCUGAAAUGCAGGGCUCUGGGGUACUCCUCCUGGUCUUCUGGCAGCACCAGCAACUCUUGCCUUGUUACCGAUGCCUCUGUCCUCCGCUGGGAUGAAUGCCUGCCCCCUGCCCUCGUCACCUCUGGAGCAGCGUGCACCUUGCUGCUUUGGUGCCAAACGAGCACUUGGUUGAAGCUGAGGAGAAAAUACAAGGCUGGGACGUGCUCUGUUCUCCUGUCUCUGCUGGAGAUGACAGCACCGCAGGAGAGUAGCUCUGGUCGCUGAAGCUGUUCCUGCCAGGCUGACCAGAGCUAGUCUGGCAGUGUCCUUACGGUCUCUCUUGCCUCUGUGCAAGGUGUCUUCAUCAAUAACACCGGGCAGUGAGGCCCUGGCUUACCUGUUUGACUGAUGGGAUUACACAGUGUAACUGUCUAUUCCUGAGGGGGAGCAGAUCCUGCUUUAUCUCACAUCAGGCACCUGAAGGAGAGAAAACAACUAAUCAGACCUUCAGACCUUUUGUUCCUGCUGUUUGACCUUUCAGGAAUGUGGGAUCUUGUGCUGCUAGUGAGUGUAGGAAGCUGUUCAUUUUACCCCUCUACUUUAGAGUAGACCACCUUAUUAAUUUGGGUAUCACAUUUCCCAUAUUCAUUCUUACAUGCAAUCAAACUGGAGAUGAUUUAAUUACGGGUUCAGUAAUACCCAGCUUGUAUGUGCUGUGUAGCCACCCCUCGAUAACAACUGGGUGAUAUGUGAUGGACAUUCGCAAGGAAGCAGAAGCUACAGAGCAGUGCUAGUUUGAGCGUGGCAGUGGGGGUGCUGCUCAGCCUCUUGCCUGAACUCCGCGUUCCUGGUAACUGCUCCAGCUUUCCCCCUUGUGCAGUCAGCUCAGCCAAGGAGAAUUUCUGCUGCUCUCCCCCGGUGCUUCCUGGGACUGUUGUAAAGAAGCGAGUCCACUUGUUUGGUUCCCUCAUCAGUGCUGCUGAUGUUUGUGCUGAUGUUUGUGUUGGUCCAGGGUGAGUAAAUUACCAAAGAAUAGUUCCAUAGGUGUUUGUUCCUAGUCUCAGUUGUUCAUUUUCCCCCACAGAUCCAUUUUAAGAUGCUUUGCAAGAGCGCCCAGAGAGCCAACUGGAUUUAGUCUGUCCACAAAAGUUAUGUUCGUGUUGUGGGUGACUCUUGUGACUCUCUUAGUGAGGGAGACUACUGAAUGUCUUCAUGGGGAUAUCUUUGCUGCCUCCGUUUCAAGUCUUUGGCAGCUUUUUUGUAUUUUAAGGAUUAAUAUAUUUCUGUAUCAGUCACUCUGCUCUAGAAUUUCAUUCCCUUCCUUUGCCUAAGCACUUGCUUUGUAUAUAGCUUGCAGCUGCAGAGCUACAAGUUUUAAGUUGUGAUCCAGCUAUGUUAAGUGUUGGUUUGGUGUCUUAAUUUCUGCCCCUCAGCUGAGAGGCACUAAAUGACCUUGUGAAUGGAUGUCCCUCACCUGGUGCAGCUGUGAAAUAAAGCAGGCUUGCCUAGACUGCUUUUUGGAGGUUGCCUGCUUUGUCUGAUUGCAAGAAACCAAGAACAGAUUGGCCACGAGUCGCUGCAGCUCAGUUGUGCAGCAGCAUCUUUACAGCAGCCAGGUGGGAGCUCUGAGAUCUAUUUGUGGUGGUCUGAUACCCUUAUUUUCCAUAAACCUACUUCUUCAAGGUGUCGACGAGAUUCUUAAUUAGUUGAUGUUGCAAUUGCUGCUAUAACUCAGUCACUGAACAUGGGUACAGCUCAUCUCCAGGGAUGCUGUUGCAGGGCUGGGUGUGAUGCAGGCAGAGCAGAUUCUCCAGCCAGCCUGUGCUGAGCCCUGGACUGUCACGCUCCAUGCUCUCUGGCUUGAAGUUAAGUGAAAAUUCCCCUUUGUGCACUGUUGGUCACGCUGCAGCCCCAGCCCGUGGUGUGACCUCAACUUAAAAUGCAUUUCUGAGUGUUGCAGUGCUUUCAGUAGCUUAUCUUAAGGUCUCUGAAGCACAGACACCAGGAAUUUGUCCAUGUUGCAGACAAGAGGGUGGAAAAAAUACUGCCACGUCUCAUCUGAAAAUAUCUCCUUUGUGCUUUCCCUUGUCUUUGCAAGCAGUUGUUUCACUGUGGUGAGGAUGGGCAAGGGAGCACAAGAGGGGAAAAAAAGGUGAAAGCCCAGCCUAGUGGUUGGUAUUGGUCUCGGAACACCUGAGGAGCUUAAAAAUACAGAGGGGAUGCUUAUUCAUUGCUCAGGAGGUACUUGUAAAAGGGCUUAAUCAGAAAUGUUUUCAGAGGUCAAGUAGAUGUCCCUUUCAUUCUUGUUUUUUCCAUGUUAAUUUUUAAGGACUUAAAUUAGGAAGUAUGUUUUUCCUGUGAUGCUUGCUGGCUUUAUCAGAAACAUGUGGUGCUUGGCUAAUUAAAAACAGAAAUACUGUUGACAGAAAAGAAUCUUCCCAAUUAAAAACUGAAUGCCGUUUUCUAACAGCUUUUCCCUCUUGUGACCUGCUGGGAGCAGAACAGUCUAAGAAAGUGCACACAGACCUAACACAGGGUGCCAGGGCUGUUGGAGCUGUGAAAGUGGCUGCCACUUCUGGACUGUAAAAUCACCAAGCAAAACACUUGAUUCCAUACAAAAGCAUGGUUUCAGUCUAAUGGCCAGAGAGAGGUGUAUAUAAAAGCACUUGCCAGCAUAUAAUGAGAUUUCUCUAGUCCUAGAUGUUGAUUCUUUGACCUCAGAACAAAAAUCUAGGAGUCAAUACUUGGUUUUCUUAGGAACUGCUUUUUUACAUUCCCUUAUUAAAAGGGAAUAUUCAGGUGCUGAAUCUUAAUCUCAUUAAACUUGUACUUUUUAUUUGCCCAUUCUCCUGGUCUCCUUUCCUUUUCAAGGCCUCCCACAGUCUCAGGGUAUAUAAAUCACUGACUCAUCCAAAUAAUACCGAAAUGGACCAACCAGAGGUUAACGUGCCUUUCUCUUCUGGUACCUUGAUCUUUGUAAAGUUAUCUCACCAACUCAUCGCUGUCUUAGGGCUGGGUACGUGCAUUGUCUUUUUCUAAGAUGUAUGUGUUGAAGUUGCAACAGGUUUGUACUGUUAAUUGUGACUCGUUUAAUUUUGUUUUAGGAUGUGGUGUAGAUACAAAUCAACGGACUGGUUUGUCUUGGGAUUGGUCUUACCCGUGACAUCUAUCAGUGCUUGCUUGUUUGUUAAUGUGUACAAAUGCUGGAUCUUCCCCAUUGCCUCUGAUGUACUUGUAUAUGAUGCACAAACUGCACAAGGUGUUUUUAAAAUGUGUGCUGACCACAGCUUGUUGCCUGAGGGUAGCAUGUCCUACAGUGAACUGUUUUUAAUGUUUUUUGUUUUUUUUUUCCCCAAAUGUAUUUAAAGAUACAAAGCCAGGGAGGAGUGAGGAUCAGCACUCACUGACACUUGCUGGCUUUUGUUCUGAAUCCAGGUUCUGAUGUUAAUAACUCCUGCAACUCCACCCAUGUAACAGAGCCUUUCUCAGCUCGCUGUUUCUGUCAUGAGCGGUGUUGGAAGAGCACCGGAUCCUGAACUAUCACAGAAGCUGUCAAGUGAAGCAGAAACAGCUCUUUUCAAAUGUUAGAGUGUGUGUUUUUAGCUGUAAGGUAGAACUGUUUAAAGUUUUUGUUGCAGCUUGCAAACGGAACUUUGGGAAACUACCGAUAGUAGGGAAAACUACCGUGUCCACACGUGGGGCUCAGUGUUCAGAGUUACCUUGUGAACUUUUUCUUCUGAAAAGUGAUUUUUUUUUUCUUCCCAAGACAAAGGCAUGACAUGUUUAGCUUUGUCUUCUGAAUUGGCAAAUGCUGUCUUUUGGUUUUUAAACUAACACGUGGAGUUUGGGCCAGGUUUCUGCCUCUUCUGUAGGUAGAGGAUGGUAUGAUGGAUAGCGUAUGUCUAUUCCCAGUUGUUGAGCUUAAUCCGUUUAUAAGAACAUGGAAACAGGAACACUUCUUUGCUUCCUGUUGCCCAAAAUGGGCUUGUAUAUCCAUAACUAACUGAAGUUAAGUACUGAAUUGAUCCACAGGACUACCUUUGUCUUUAGAAGCAGCAUCGCUAGUCAUCGAGCUAUUGGCAUUACUAUGCUGCCAAGGAGCACUGAGGUUAGUGUGUGUACUGUUCUAGCGGUGUGUGUUCUUGUAACCACAGUGCGUAUUUAAACUGGAGUUCUUUUUGUUCUUGUUGAGUUUCUUCAAAUCUAGAAGAAAUCUUUUUAUCAUUCACUUUGCAGAGUAGAACAGAUUGUUCUGUCUACUUUGUAAUCCUCAGCACUUUCCUCUUCUCCCAUUUCUUCUCUGUUCACUUCUAAAAUUGGUUCAAAGCUGCUAGCCUAGUCUGAAAAGUACCAAGUCAUAAUGAAAAGAAAACCAACAGCCCACUGUUCUUUCACCAUAAACUUCGGUUUCUGUCUGGCUGACUUGGAUGUGGAGACUCCACUUCUGCAAAGCCUGAAAUUCUCACAUACCUGUAUUGUUAAGUGGAUGUCAGCAGAUCACAAGGUGGAGGUGCCCAGCACCAGCACCUCUUUCAGUUGGUUAAGACUGAUCCAGUGGUGUGUUAGUCAGCCAGAGAACUGGUAUGCGUGGCCAAUCAACAACCAAAUAACAUCCAUGUUACUCAGCAUCAUAGCUAAAAAUCCUUUGAGGGCAAAGGCAGGGAGGUACAUCACUGGCUUACUGCUGACUUCUAAUCCCAUUUGAAGUCUUUUUCCACAUACUCUAUCAUGUGGAUUUGAUGGAUUGUGGAAAAAAUUGCUAUGCUAUGAGCUGAACUUGUAGCCCUGUGCUCAGAAGGCAACACCUGUUAUUAGCUUUAGCUAGCAGUAAUACCAAGGGCUGGCUAUGUGUAGAUGAGCUGAUGUUUGAGCAGUGGAAGCCUUGAGGUUUUUCUUUGUGCUUUUAAAACUGGAACUGAUCCCAGAACAUAUGAAACUGCUAGUCAUUCAUCUCAGGAUGAGCUGUGAAGAUGGCAUGGGGAACAACCCCAGUCACCCUCUUCCCUCAUCCAUAAAGGUUACCAGUGCACUUGUCUUAUUUCCAUGGUUGACUACGAACACUGUGCUUUGCUGCCACCAGCCACCUCCGUGUGCUUCCUGCUGGGAUGGAGCCUGCAGCUUCAUCCACCUGGUCGCUCACUCGGUCAGCAUGAGCUGUAUGUGUGGGGUGUGCCAGGCCAGCUGGGCGUUAUAGCUUCAGCUGAUUGCUCUGUGCUUCUCUUACAACGCAGGUGAUAGUAGGACCAGUACAGAAAGGCCCGGAUGAGAAACUUCUACCAGGCUCUGUCUCUCUUGUUCAAAACGCUUUGUCUCCCUUCUUGCCACCUUCUGCCCCUUGGGACAUGAGCAAGUUCGCUGUUGUGUCCUGGCUUACCAUGUCUGCCAAGUCCAGGGGUGAGCCCUGCUGCAUUCUGAGACAUCUGCACUUGCUCAAACAACACCUUGCUGAAUUGUUUGCUGUCUGCCUUUUCAUUUAACUCAGCCCUGGAUGUCUCCCUGAGCUGGUAUCCUCCUUUCAGCCCAAAGGGCUUUGCUCCAAACUCAUUAGUGUGCCAUGAAGGAGCUGAUUCCCAUAAUGCUGGUUAUUUCAGUUGGGUGGCUUUUUUUCUUUUUUAUUCUGGGGUUCACUGCAAGUAUACAAGAUCCUACUGACUUCUCAGCUCUCUCCUGAACGUGGUACAGGGGCCCACCCAGGUGAAACAUCAGGAUUUUGUUGACUUGUAAGAUGCACAGAAACAAGUCUCUCCUAAACAUUUUUUUGGGGAGGAAAAGCAGCUGCAUACACACAAAUGGAAAGGUAUCUCUGUGCAGAAUAGGUGAGGGAGCAGUUUAAGAAUUUAAAAUAGAACAGAUUACCUUUUUUUUUUUUUUUUUUUCAAAUUACUUUAACUGGAGUUUUGGCUGUGUUCAAAUUCACAGAAAGUUGCAAUGUUAACUGGGGGUUUCUGUUCAUCAAUACAAAAUGUGCCUCUCAACUAUAAUGCAAAAGUCAGUCUCUGUCUCACUUUGUUUGCGAUGCAAGAAGUUUAACUGAAGACUGAUUUAAUUCUUGUUUCUUGCUCUUAGCUGUUAUCAUCCAUACACCAGUCCUUGCUGGUCUUACCCAAGCACCAUACAGCACCAUCCCUGUUUAAAAGCAAAAGGGGAAUUGCAUUGAGCAGUGGAACCUGAUGAACUUCCUUGCUUUAGAGAGACACUGGAGAGAAGAGACCAGGUUCCACAUGUUAUAAUUACAACUAAACCAAUGCAGCUACUCUCUCAGAUCAGCACCACUUCCUACUUUUCCCUCUGUUAGAUGGGAAUACAAAAGCAAACCCAGCAAUACGUGAUCCAGUUGACGUGCUCGUUCAUAGAAGGUGGGAUCUUUGAAAUACAAAGACUGAGAUCUCCAGUUGUGUGGAAGAGCUCAGUAUGGGUGCAAGAGUUUGGAUCUCUGAUUACAGCUCUUCUGCCAGCUUGCUAAAUGCAAUCAAGUACUCUGGACUCUGCUGAAGACUGUGGUAGAAGAGCUGUGGAGGUGUAGGCUGGAACUGAUCUUUUUAGGUCACCUCUGUGUUGCUUGACUACAUGGACAACGUAACAGUGAUUUUUACAGAUCGCUUUCCAUCUGUCAGUCACAACUCUUAAUUUACUAUUUGGGGGAAAACUGUUAAUAGAUGCAUUUCCAGAUCAAACCAAGAGCCUAACUUUCCAUCUUGCAUUAACCGGGUUACUGUGUUCACAUGCCAGAAAGAUGUUGCUCUUUGAAAAAGCAUGUUAGUGUAUGUGGCAACGACCCAUGCACUUUUUAAAUACCGAAACCUGUAUAUUCUCACCUGAGUAUCGUUAACCAUGCUGUAGUCUGACAAAUGGAUCUUUUACUACUGCCUUGUUAUAUAGAUAAUUGUAAUUAACUGCAGUUUGUUUUUCCACUACUUGAAGUUGUGUGAUCUGAAAAACUGGUGAACAAAAAGUAUUUGUGCAUCUUACUAUGGGUAUCUCUAAAUAAAAUGUAUUUGUAUAGUG